Molecule: messenger RNA, 1437 nt
Organism: Paramecium sonneborni
Lineage: Eukaryota; Ciliophora; Oligohymenophorea; Peniculida; Parameciidae
Source: the annotation of a GenBank genome assembly
AUGUAAUCACCUACAACAUCAAUAAAUAAAUUACGAAACUCUCUAACUACAUUUUAUUUAAAAGGUACUUGUUCUUAUAAGACAUCACCUAUAAAGGAAGAUCCUUCUAUACUCUAAAAUUUAUUAAGGAUGUAACAGAAAGAAAUUGAUAGAUUGGAACACUAGAAUAAGAAUCUCUAGGUACUCACUCAACAUUAAUGUUCUAUACUUUAUUAAGAGAGAACAUUAAGAACAAAUUCAACUAAAUUAUAGAUACAUGCCGAUUUACCAUAAACAUUACCAAAUACUAGAAAUGCUAGAAGAUCAACUAUUAAGAAUGUUUUAUAAGCUAUGAAACCACCUCCACGUAAAAUUGUUGUCUCUAAUAAAUUAUAAAUGAAUAACAAUGAAUGUUUCAAAUUAAGUUCAAUUCUAGAAGCUAAUAAUCAAUAAGCUAAAUAAUUAUAUUAAGAAGAUAGUAGUAUUCAAUUAGUCAAAGAAAUACUGAAAGAUGAAGAUUCAUUUAUUGAUAUUAUUACUACAUAUCCUCCUUAGUAAGUUUCAAUCAUAUAUGAUAAAAUUAAAAAAUUAAUUAAUGAACAUGAAUAAAUGUUUGAAAUCAUACUCAAAUUCAAAUCUAUCAUUGAUAACUCUUUUAAUCUUUAAAAUAUUAAAAUACAAUUAGAAGCACUCAAUCAAUUAACUUUAUAAUGUAAAAAUAUACUUUAAUGUAAAAAUGCAUAAAUCAUUACCACUAAUGAUGAAACAAGCAAAUCAUAUAUACAACAUAUCUAUUAAACUAAAUAAAUCAUUAAUUUAAAAAAUGCGAAAUUUGAUGAUAGAUUUAAAAAUGAGAAUUUCAAUCAAUUAUUAGCUGCACCUAUUCUAGAUAAUAAUAAAUGCUUAGGUGUUAUUGUUUGUUAAGAUAAAUCAAUCAAUUUUAGCAAUGAAGAUGAAAUACUAAUCUAAUAUAUUUGUCGAUAAGCUUAAUAUAUAUUAACUAACUAAGUAUCUAAUAAUAAAAUUGAAAUUCAACUUUAAAAGUAUUAACAUGCUCUUAAAAGUCUACUUUUAUUAUAAUCAAUUGAAGAUUUAGAUACUAAAUUACACUUUUCUUAAUAAAGGUUAUGUGAAAUUAUGAAUAGUAAAGAUUGUAAAAUUGUCUUACUUCAAUAAAACAAUGAAAUUCAAAAUAGUAUCAUAUCAUAAGCUAUUCGCAAUAAUAAGACUCUUUUUAUUCAAAAUUGUUAUAAUCAUGAACAUUUCUAACCAAAUAUAGACAUUAACACUUAAUUACCUAUCAUAGCCACACCUAUUAAAUAUCAAAAUAAAAUUAUAGGAGGAAUCGAAUUCAUUUCAUUUAAUAAAUAAAUUUCAUCAAUUGACCAAGAAAUUUUAGAUUUAUUUAUAUAAAUUUUGGGAAUCAACUUUUAUCAUUUCACAAACAAUUAAUUUUGA